Acanthamoeba castellanii str. Neff is the source of this 1203-nucleotide messenger RNA. RefSeq lists its product as uncharacterized. Gene Ontology annotation, molecular function: ATP hydrolysis activity; ATP binding. The coding region runs from base 1 to 1203 and encodes 400 amino acids. The record is from RefSeq and is a predicted model, not a curated record. The transcript is spliced from 6 exons. Lineage: Eukaryota; Discosea; Longamoebia; Acanthamoebidae.
AUGCUUACCUGCUUGUGGGGAGGGCAGCACUACACGGCCCACGUCUUGCCGCCUGGCAGCUGCUCCGAUGGCGCGCCUGGAGGCUGGGCUGGCGGGACUGGCGGGCCAGGAGAAGGCCGCCACAAGAUCAAGGCUGCCCUCUUCCGCCACACUUGGGACCGACCACUUGCGUUCCACUUUGCUGGCGAGAGCGGAGUGGGUAAGACCUCGACCGCGCAGCUGCUCGCACGAGCCCUUUACGCAGACGAAGACCUUAACGACGAUGGCAGACCGCCUCCAGGCCUGCUCGUGCUCGAUGGUGAGUACUUUGAUUCCAAAGCUUCAGACAAAAUCGAGGAGCUGGAGCUCGUGGACCCGCGCACGCUGGCCAUCUUGGAGCCCUUCUUGGACAAGCGUCAAUCCGCCAAUGCCGGACAAGCCAUCUUCAUCUUCAUCUCCAAUGCUGCCGCCUUGGACUCGGCGCUCACUGACCAAGAAGCUGAAUCUGCGAUGCGGGCGAGCCUGGCGAAAGCGUGGGGCGGCCGGAAGAAGAUUGGGAGUCUCGUACAGAACAUGGUGCCCUUCCAGCGUUUGGAUGAGGUGGCUCUGCGCGAGGUCAUGCGCGCGCGACUUGAAGGAUUGGUCGACGUCUACGGCCAGCGCGAGGGCCUUCGGCGCGUGUGCUACUCGCAUCGGGUGCUCGCAGCGCUGGUGGCCGAGGUGCUUCGCCUCCAUCCGCGGACCAACGCGCGCGGUGUGGACCUCGUGUUCAACCCAAAGGUGGUCGAGCCCCUUCUCACACACCUCCAGAAGCUGCGCGAACGUGCACAACUCGACGAGACGCAGAGGAAAGACAUGCUAAGGACAACCGAAGACGAAGACGAAGCCAAACACGAGACCGAGGAGGAAGGUGGCGGCGGUGGUGGCACCAAGAGCAGACUCGAGAGCAUGUGGUGGCAGGCGGCGCGGCCAUUAGGGUCUCUCUCUGCACGCAUCUCGCGAUCAUCAUCGAGGGCGACAUCAUUUCUCUCGCGGAUGCUGUUUGACGCCCACAAGGGCGAGUGGCGCGGCGAGUUCGAGGCGAGCCUCUACUUCCACAAGGGCAACAGCAUCGUCAGGGAGGAGCUGGUCGUGCUAGAGCUAAAGGAGCUCACCACAGGCAGCUCUGUGCGAGUUGAUGCCAGCCAGCUCACUUUAGACACAGCAGGAAGGGAUGAGUUGUAA